AUGGUCGUCUACAGAGACAUUAUUAGCGGCGACGAGAUCCUCAACGACGACUUCUCACUCGAACAAGAUGGCCCCGUCCUAAUAACCUGCGCCUGUCAAGAAGUUACCAAGACCCCUUCCAAUAUAAGGGAUAUAGCCUCGGACGAGGGAUAUAACGACUCAAUCACAGUCUACGACAUCGAAGAAACAUUCAAUCUAGUCCGUCACAAGCCCGAGAAAGCGGAUUUCAAAGCCCACCUCAAUACUUAUUUGAAAGCCGUCGCGCGACAAAUUGCCGCCGAUGGAGCGAGCCGGGAAACACUCCGCGAGUUCCAGUCUGGGCAGGGACCUGCUAUUAAGAAGAUCAUGGAUAAUUGGGAGUCUUUCGAUGUGUUCUUGACGCCGUCGAUGGAUGUUCAUGCAAUGUGCGUGCUCAUUAGGUGUCGGGAGGAUGGGUCGCCGUAUGCGACGUUUUGGAGGCAUGGACUUGAGAAAGUCGAGACUUAG
Messenger RNA from Penicillium maclennaniae, 486 nucleotides. RefSeq names its product TCTP family protein. The transcript has 4 exons. Bases 1 to 486 code for a protein of 161 amino acids. NCBI's taxonomy places the organism in Eukaryota, Fungi, Ascomycota, Eurotiomycetes, Eurotiales, Aspergillaceae. Gene Ontology annotation, cellular component: cytoplasm. Gene Ontology annotation, molecular function: calcium ion binding. The record is from RefSeq and is a predicted model, not a curated record.